AUGCCAUCUGCAGCAACAGCAUCACGAUUGGACACGAGCCAACAGCCAUUGCUGCACUCCUCGCACCGCUUGGUCGUUGCACCACUUAGGUCUGCUGUUAAGCGGUGUACUGAUAAAAGCAGUAGAGGAAGUGUUAAUAUGGGUUACAAGACGUUUGUCGGUCGAGGUGUAGUUGGCCGUAUGUGUCCAAGCGGUGAGAUGGCAUGUACAACUCACGCCAAGCAACAGCUUCGCGCAGCGUUAGUUGACUGCUUAUUUUUCGUAUCGUACGCUUAUCAUCUGGAGAUUUUAAGAAAUGUGGAUGCAAGAAAAAAACUUUCGAAUAAGCGGUUAUAA
Enterobius vermicularis (human pinworm) is the source of this 336-nucleotide messenger RNA. The record is from the annotation of a GenBank genome assembly. Lineage: Eukaryota; Metazoa; Nematoda; Chromadorea; Rhabditida; Oxyuridae.